AUGGAUUCCUCAAAGGCCCCCGUCAAGCUGGUCAAGGUGACCCGAGUCCUCGGCCGAACCGGCUCCCGUGGUGGUGUCACCCAGGUGCGCGUCGAGUUCAUGGACGACCAGACCCGAUCCAUCAUCCGAAACGUCAAGGGACCCGGUAUGGCAAAUCCUUUUCCUUCUCACAGCGUCGCCAUGUUCAGACCGCCGGCAUGA
Metarhizium robertsii ARSEF 23 is the source of this 201-nucleotide messenger RNA. RefSeq names its product Ribosomal protein S28e. Gene Ontology annotation, molecular function: structural constituent of ribosome. The record is from RefSeq and is a predicted model, not a curated record. Gene Ontology annotation, cellular component: ribosome; cytosolic small ribosomal subunit. Bases 1 to 201 code for a protein of 66 amino acids. Gene Ontology annotation, biological process: maturation of SSU-rRNA; ribosomal small subunit assembly; translation. NCBI's taxonomy places the organism in Eukaryota, Fungi, Ascomycota, Sordariomycetes, Hypocreales, Clavicipitaceae. The transcript is spliced from 2 exons.